This is a messenger RNA of Gastrolobium bilobum, 1767 nucleotides long. RefSeq names its product selenium-binding protein 2-like. The record is from RefSeq and is a predicted model, not a curated record. Bases 131 to 1606 code for a protein of 491 amino acids. The transcript has 7 exons. NCBI's taxonomy places the organism in Eukaryota, Viridiplantae, Streptophyta, Magnoliopsida, Fabales, Fabaceae. Gene Ontology annotation, molecular function: selenium binding.
AUAAAAAGUAUGUGUUCAUGACUUCUUUCAUGUGAAUUGUGACCUGUUCACUCUUCAUCCCUUGUCAUCAUAAUCUUCUUCUUAUUAAGGUUGACCAAUCUCUCAGAGAGAGAGAGAGAGAGAGAGAGAGAUGGGUACGGUGAUGGAGCAUGGUGUGGUGGGAGACAAGGUGACUAACCACAGCAACAAUCAUGCAUGUUGCAAAUCAGGGCCAGGCUAUGCUUCCCCACUGGAAGCCAUGUCUGGUCCCAGAGAGUCUCUGAUUUAUGUCACUGCUAUCUACACAGGCACAGGAAUAGAGAAGCCUGACUAUUUGGCCACAGUGGACGUAGAUCCAAGCUCUCCAACUUAUUCCAAAGUCAUACAUAGGCUACGUGUUCCUUAUGUAGGUGACGAAUUGCACCAUACUGGGUGGAAUUCAUGCAGCUCUUGCCAUGGAGAUCCAUCAGCAGAGAGACAAUUUCUGAUCGUACCUGGACUCGUAUCAGGUCGCAUAUAUGUGAUUGACACAAAAACAAAUCCAAGGUCUCCAUCUUUGCACAAAGUUGUUGAGCCUGCAGAUGUCAUACAGAAGACUGGAUUAGCUUAUCCACACACGUCUCAUUGCCUUGCUUCUGGUGACAUAAUGAUCUCAUGUCUUGGAGAUAAAGAUGGAAAUGCGGCGGGAAAUGGAUUUCUUCUUCUUGAUUCGGAGUUUAAUGUGAAAGGAAGGUGGGAGAAACCAGGGCACAGUCCAUUAUUUGGGUAUGACUUUUGGUACCAACCACGGCACAAUACUAUGAUUAGCACAUCAUGGGGUGCUCCUAGUGCUUUUACCAAAGGUUUUAACUUGCAGCAUGUCUCUGAUGGAUUCUAUGGGAGGCAUCUUCAUGUAUACAGCUGGCCCGGGGGCGAACUGAGACAAACAUUGGACCUUGGUAACACAGGGCUUUUACCAUUGGAGAUAAGGUUUCUGCAUGAUCCUGCUAAAGAUACAGGUUUUGUUGGGAGUGCAUUGACAAGUAACAUGAUACGAUUUUUUAAGACCCAAGAUGGAUCAUGGAGCCAUGAGGUUGCCAUAUCAGUGAAACCUCUGAAAGUGCAAAACUGGAUUCUUCCAGAAAUGCCUGGGCUUAUAACUGAUUUUCUGAUUUCUCUUGAUGAUCGGUUUCUGUACUUUGUAAACUGGCUUCACGGGGAUAUAAGGCAAUAUAACAUUGAGGACCUUAAAAAUCCUAUACUGACUGGCCAAGUAUGGGUUGGUGGACUUAUCCAGAAAGGAAGCCCAAUAGUAGCUAUAGCAGACGAUGGUAAAACUUGGCAAUCUGAUGUGCCAGAGAUUCAGGGAAAAAAAUUGAGAGGGGGCCCUCAGAUGAUUCAAUUGAGUUUAGAUGGGAAGCGGUUGUUUGUUACCAACUCACUGUUUAGUGCAUGGGAUAAACAAUUUUAUCCAGAGAUUAUGGAGAAAGGAUCACACAUAUUACAGAUUGAUGUUGAUACUGAGAAUGGUGGCCUGAAAAUUAACCCAAACUUCUUUGUGGACUUUGGAGCUGAGCCUGAUGGUCCUUCCCUUGCUCAUGAGAUGAGAUAUCCUGGUGGUGACUGCACUUCAGAUAUAUGGAUUUAAGCAUGCGUAUCAUAGUUUCGUUAUAAUAAAGUUAUCUUUCAUAUAGUUGUAAUGAGCUACUACGAUGCUUUUGUCCAACUUCAACAUCUUGAACACAGUUUUCUGCUCUGCCUAAAUAAAGUCUAGUUCACCUCCAAAACUUCUCUUGAAAUAUAUAAAAU